CUUAUAAUUCAUUCAUUUCUUCUAUCUUUCUCUCUUCGCCUUUUAGAACCAAACUUUCACACACAAAGCUACUGAAGAAAAAAUUUCUCUCUGCAAAAUCUCAGAGAAGAAAAAAAAAUGCAAGCCAUGAAUUCACUUCUAAGUCAACAACAGCAGUCACAGAUGUCACUGCAAGACCUUCAAAAUGGAGGAAAUGGCGGUUCUACCGGUGGUGUUGGUGGUUUAGGUCAACACAAUAUGGGUAACUUUCACUUUGAUCCGACGUCGUCUCACGACGAUUUUCUCGAACAGAUUCUCUCUUCUGUUCCUUCUUCUUCUCCUUGGCCUGACCUUUCCAAAUCCUGGGACCCACAUCACCAUCUCUCAUCGCCGCCGCAUAACCCUAGCUCCGGCGAAGAUCAACCUCCUUCUAAUCCACUUCACUCACAGUUCCAUUACGACGACCAAGCUUCUUCUCUACUAGCUUCAAAGCUCCGUCAGCAUCAAAUCACUGGCGGCGGCGCGGCUGCAGCUGCUAAAGCACUUAUGCUACAACAGCAGCUUUUGCUUUCUAGAACACUCGCCGGGAAUGGACUCAGGUCUCCUAAUGGAGCUUCCGGCGAUAACGGCCUCCUUUCCCUACCUCUAAACCUCAGUAAUAAUGGUGACCAAAACGACGGCGUCGCUAACCCGGCUAAUGACAAUUCCGUUCAAGCUCUUUUCAAUGGAUUCACCGGAUCUCUUGGUCAAACCUCCAAUCAACCUCAACAUUUUCAUCAUCCUCAGGGAGGAUCGAUGCAAUCGCAGAGUUUCGGAGCUCCGGCGAUGAACCAAACGCCGGCAGCAAGUGGUUCAGUUGGUGGUGGUGGAGGUUCAACGCCGGCAGCACAACCAAAACAACAACGAGUUAGAGCUCGUAGAGGACAAGCUACUGAUCCUCACAGCAUCGCUGAAAGAUUACGUAGGGAGAGAAUUGCAGAGAGAAUGAAGGCUUUACAGGAGCUGGUACCCAAUGCCAAUAAGACAGACAAGGCUUCAAUGCUGGAUGAGAUCAUCGACUAUGUCAAAUUCUUACAGCUCCAAGUCAAAGUUUUGAGUAUGAGUAGAUUGGGUGGUGCUGCAGCUGUUGCUCCCUUAGUUGCUGAUAUGUCCUCUGAGGGAAGAGGUGAAGGAAAUGUUGGGAGGGGAGGUAACGGAACGGCGGCGUCAUCUUCUAACAGCGAGACAAUGACGGUAACGGAGCACCAAGUAGCUAAAUUAAUGGAGGAAGAUAUGGGAUCGGCUAUGCAGUAUCUGCAAGGAAAAGGCUUAUGCUUAAUGCCUAUAUCCUUAGCUACAGCCAUUUCUACUUCCACCAGAAUCCCACUACUUUCCCCCGAAGCAACUUCUCCUACCUUAUCGGCUUUGACUGUUCAGUCAGCCACCAUAGGUAACGCCGCCGGAAAAGACGCCACUUCUCUAUCUGAACCUUAAAACUCUCAACUCUUAUUAACAGUUAAAAAAACCAGUUCCCCUCAACGGCUCAGAAGAGAAACAUAAACGACGCCGUAUUUGGGUAGACUUUGUUUUAAGUAAAAGCUUUAACUUAAGCUAACAAAAGGAA
Messenger RNA from Solanum tuberosum (potato), 1582 nucleotides. Its product is annotated as transcription factor bHLH66. Gene Ontology annotation, molecular function: RNA polymerase II cis-regulatory region sequence-specific DNA binding; protein dimerization activity; DNA-binding transcription factor activity, RNA polymerase II-specific. Bases 118 to 1452 code for a protein of 444 amino acids. Gene Ontology annotation, cellular component: nucleus. NCBI's taxonomy places the organism in Eukaryota, Viridiplantae, Streptophyta, Magnoliopsida, Solanales, Solanaceae. The transcript has 8 exons. The record is from RefSeq and is a predicted model, not a curated record. Gene Ontology annotation, biological process: regulation of transcription by RNA polymerase II.